GUCAUCGGCUCAUAUCUUCCUCGCGAAAAACCCUCGGCGGUCGUGGAGACCUCAAGCAAAUCAGGUUACAUUUCCUUCGAUUCGUAGAAAAUUGAAGAUCAAAGAAGGGGAAAACGCUCUAAAAUUUAUAAAAUGGCUGAAAAUAAAGAGAUUCCGUCUCAAUACGAUCUGAAUGCGAAGUGGGAUGCCUGUCUAGAUUUGGGUGUUCGUCGUUUCGUAUACUCCGCCGGUAUCGGUGCUUUCGCCGGUCUUCUGUUAUUCCGUUCCCCUGUUACAAGGUGGGCAUCAAUUGCUCUUGGUGCUGGAGUGGGAAUUGGAUCUGCAUACUCUGAUUGCUCUCACAAAUUUGAUGCCUCAACUUCCACUUCUCCCACUGUUGCUAAGCAAUCAGCAUUUGCAUGAAAUCUUUUUGAAUUUCUGAAUACGAAUUUUCAGGACUGAAAAAAAUAACCAGAUGAUGAGGGGUUGAAGGUGUAAUUGUGAAGAUUGUUGAUGUUUUCCAAUGAUCAAGUGAAAUGGAUUUUGAAUUUUAUCUUGUAUGAAUGAAUUUAGAAGAAGAGUAAUAAUUUUGGCAAACUGGCAAUGUCCACUUUUUACAUUACAUUUACUGAUUUCACAUACAUACAUUUGAUGUACAAUCAAAACUAUUUUUUUUUUUUUUGGUUU
Lactuca sativa (garden lettuce) is the source of this 666-nucleotide messenger RNA. NCBI's taxonomy places the organism in Eukaryota, Viridiplantae, Streptophyta, Magnoliopsida, Asterales, Asteraceae. The record is from RefSeq and is a predicted model, not a curated record.